UAUUGGCUCCUUUUAGAUACAGCAUAUUUUAUUUUGGUAUAUCUUUUUAAUUCAAAUGAGUAAUUCCUCUCUACAUAUAUAAUUCGAGUAACUCCAGAAUACAUUCCCUGCGUUUUAAUCCAAUUAAUUUUAGUUAAUUAAAUGUAGCUCAAAAUGCUUAAGUAUGUUUUUCAUAGCAUCCUGCUGGGCCAUUUUGCGCAUGCGUUAGGACAGGCCACCAUUUUGCGCGUGGACUGAAAAAGCGGACGUUUUGUGUGCUGCAAGCGGGCUCAAGUUAAUCACACAACUUCGUGUAAAGGUGGUCUAGCUUCGAUUUUCUUCCCCUUAUGUGUUAUUGUUUAUUCAAGGAAACGGUGUUAUUUUGAUUGAAGAAUGGCAGAGCAGCUGAAGCUGAGAGUCAUCGUGGCAGAUGAUGAUUUUAGGAGACUUGACGUUCCAUCUGGGAUGCCAAGAACUUUGACUGAUCUUCAGAGCACAAUUCGCCAAGCAUUUGGAAUUGAAAGAGACUUUCGUAUUCAAUUCAUGGAUCCUGACUUCAACAAUGAGUUUAUGAACAUAACAUCAAUGCAAGACAUUCAAGACCGAAGUACAAUCAAACUUGUGUACAUGGCAAAUCUGGAUACAAGUGCAUCUUUGUCAAAGCAGUAUCUCACAUGCAGUCUUGACUCUUCUGCAAGUCCAGAAAGUAUUCAAAGAAACUCCAGUCUCUCAUCGUCUUCAUCCAACUCAGACAGCACCAUAAUUCUACCACAGUCAGACAGUGAGCUGAGAUCAUGUGCAUGGCCUCGCGAGUUUACUAUUCCUCGAUUUUCAUUCAAUGUAGAGGUGCAACUUCAGCGUGGAAAUGAGACCUUCAGAGAAACUGGAACUCGGCUCAAGAUUACUCCAGGUGUUAAAUCUGACAUCUUAGAGAAGCUAGCUGAGGCGAUUUUUUUCAGUUUACUGCUUAUCCUCAAAAUUACCAAAUAGAUGAAGUUGCAGGGGCACUGAUCAAAAAAUUUCCUUGUCUGCGAGAGCCAUCUGCCACAGGUUACUAUGGCUGGAUGAUUAGCCUGAAAUAUAAGAUGGCUAAUUACAGGACAAAGAUGCGCAACAUUGGCUGUCCUGAAGUGACUAUAAAUGCUUUGAAAAACAAAUCCAGUGAUGAUUGCCUCCCAGCCAAAAAUGUUAAGAAACCUAAAAAGGCUGAGGUCAAUUUUUGUCUAUUACACCCAGCUGGCGAAACGGAUGACAGUCUAGAAAACAUCAGGGUUGAGCUUUUGACCGACGUCAGACGAAGAAACAGUGCCUCAGAUGUAAGGCAGAAGAUGUCAAGAACAUUUUCCUACCGUAGACAAGAGGUGGUGCAGGGAAGUCCAACUGCUGGGGAGUUUAAAGCUAGGUGGCCUGCACUUUUCCAGAUUAAUGAGGUAAAUGCUGAAUUCCAGCGUAUUACAACACUUCAACUGGAGACGACCUUCGCGGCACAGUUAGACAGAAUUACACCUCAGCUGAUGACAGUUUUCCAGAAGAAGGGCGGUGUUUCUGGGCAGAAACUUGCCCACCACUUGCAGAUCAUGCAAGAGGCUGAAAGUGAUGUUAAAGUGAAAAGGGAAGCAGUUCUCAGGGCACUUUGCCUCUACCUUGGUGAAGAGGACGGAAGCCUUAUUCGGGAGUACUUGGACAUUGAAGGAGAUGACAUCCAGAGAGACCUGAAGAAGCACACCAUGGGCAUUUAUGUCAUCAACAAGGAGGAUGGACAAAAUGGACAUUAUGAUGACAUUGGAAUAUUUGUUGAAGGCGAGAUUGUCAUGGACAACAUUGGAUCUCCGGCCCAAGCUUGUGCAUUGAUGCUUGGAGUAAUCUAUGCACUAAACCUAGCCUACCCCAAGGAAUUGAGGCACUAUUAUGAAUUCAUUCAGAAAGUGUUGAUGGGAUUGGAUGGGGAAAAGCUCUCCCCCAAAGUCCUUGGGCUGAAGAACAAAAUCGCUACUGGAUAGGAAGAUUUCUAAAACCACACAUCCAGAGAAUGCUGUUAUGUAAAUUACCAAUGACUGGUGCUCUUGUGAAUAGGAGUGAAACUCUUGUAUAACCAUCAUUCGUUCUCACGUUAUGUUUUGAUUGAACAUUUUAACUUUCAAUAAUGAAUGUUUCAUGUUUGGUACAUUUGAGUAGCUUGAAGAGCAACUUUAUAAUUAUUCAGUUUACCGAAGCAAUUUUUCUUUAUUCCGGUCCUUGAUAGCUGCUGCCCUAUAAUCAGUGUUAACUCACCUGAUUUAAAAAAACAAACAAACAAAAAAAACAAAAUAUAUGCAUGAUUACCACACUGCAGCACACUGGUAACACUUUAAAGACUAUUAAUUGUUUUGCAUGUAAAACAUUCAGAAUCCUCAAGGAAGGACUAGAAUGGAAAGACAGUGGUCAAUAAGCAGUAAGGAAAACACAAGUUUAGUUUUAAGUCUAAUUACCUUAUUAAAAUGCAACUUCUAAAUAUGGAUCGCAGAACAGCAAGUCUGAAACUUUGGUUAGUUUGUGGAUGCAUCAGUUUCUAAUUGUGAUACUUGUGAUACACUGGCAGUGUUUUAUUCUUUUUUUUUUUAGAGGAAGAGAAACCUUGGUUAACAUUUCUCUUGUCUGUUGUUUCUGUUUUAUUUGAAUAGAGCUUUUUAAAGCUAUUAGUUCAUAGGCAAAAGGUUUGUAAUUUGUAUUAUACAAAUUACAGCGAUUUCCCUUAGAUGUGGAUUCUUAUUCUGUUUGCAACAAAUUUUGUAUUAAUAAAAGAUGUGAAAGAA
Oreochromis niloticus (Nile tilapia) is the source of this 2771-nucleotide messenger RNA. RefSeq lists its product as uncharacterized. The transcript is spliced from 6 exons. The record is from RefSeq and is a predicted model, not a curated record. Bases 1044 to 1979 code for a protein of 311 amino acids. NCBI's taxonomy places the organism in Eukaryota, Metazoa, Chordata, Actinopteri, Cichliformes, Cichlidae.